AUGAAGUCACCACCCAGAGCCACGGUAACAGGGACGAACCAUCACGCUCCACCAACACCGGCUGCAACCAACAACAAUGGGAAUCAAGACACAAGUCAGUUCAUCCUCCAGACAAUCCUUCAGUUGACCGAGCCCAUGAUGAGACAAAUGCAGGCAACUGCGGAACGUCUUGCACAAGUGACAGAACGACUUCAAGAAAAGGCGGCUAACCCACCACCUGAAAGCCGCCCAAGGACCACCACAAGACAGCUGGAACCCGACCUCCAUGGGGCACGCGACAGACCCAUUCAAUACAACCAAGGAGCAACACCCAACGGAGGAGAAGACGAAGUCCCAAGAGGCCCAAAUGGAGAGAUCCUCAUCAACCAACACAAUCCUCUCGUACGCAUCGGGCAAGUGGAUAGCUCAAAGGACGACAAGGACAAAAUUCACGGCCUUUCCAUAUUCGACAGUCAGGUUGACAGGGCAAUGAUGCCAGAAGCUUUACUGAGGAGCCAAUACAACAAGGGACUAUACGAUGUAACGAAUGAUAUUGCAAGUUUACCAGGUACGUGCUCACCAAAGGGAGGAGGUGGUGAUGUGGACGUGAAUACGGACACUACGGACAUUAUGCAGCAGUUCUUGGAGACUGUGGAAUCUAGCAAGAGCCCCUCCAUGAAGACUACAAUCACCGCCAUCCACUACCCCAAGACUUCUAGACACGGGCUGUCUUUAAUCAAGUCCAAAGCCGACCUCUUCAAAGCGGCCAGCACUAUUGCAGAAGACAAAGAGCUCACCUCUCGCAACCAACAACUCCGCAUCCAAUCCUACCUACAUGACCGGGGAUAUAUGAAAGGCUUCAUUGACAAUUACUUGGAACGAAGUCUACUCUGCCUCAUUAUCCAAGAGACUCUGACCAACUACACCGCACUCAUCAACAAGAUCCGGCAGAAGAGAAUUGAUGGCAUGAGCGAUGUGUGGAAAGGGUCAGAAGCCUACCUCCUGCUCUCCCACCACUCCAAGGAACUACUGAGAAUCCGAGUCCACUCCACCAGCAAAAGACUAUUUCAGAACUACAUUUACCUUCGUGAUGCCCAAGCAAAGAACUUCAACAGCAACAAGAUCACGGAGAAGACCAUCACCAACGUCAGAGAAGAGAAUCGUCUCUUCCAAGAGGCCCUGGAUUCCCGAUUGGAGGCACUUGUGGAGGAGAGACUAGCAGAACAUCUUGCCAAGAACAAGAAGGGUGCGGGAAAAGGCAACGACGAACCCAAAUGCUCCUGGUGCCACAACAGGGAUCUACACAUUGCUCUAGGAAUCAAACAUACUCCAAAAGCCUGUCCCCUCAAAAGCCAUCCAACUACCUGGGCCAAGAAGGCCUGCCGAAAAGUCCUCCAAACAUACAAAGCAGAUCCCAAGCGACCUAUUGCGGCGGAGAUCGUAAAGGAAGUAUUGGAGGGUUGGAAAAAGGAAUAA
Molecule: messenger RNA, 1455 nt
Organism: Cylindrotheca closterium
Lineage: Eukaryota; Bacillariophyta; Bacillariophyceae; Bacillariales; Bacillariaceae
Source: the annotation of a GenBank genome assembly